UUUGGAAAUCACAAGAUAAAUAAAACCCUCCUUGGUGCCCAUUGCCCACAUACUGUACCUGUACAAUUGUGUGCCACAAGUGGGUCUUGGGCCAAUAUACAACAAAAGACCACACUUCAGUUUUGAUAUUUCAUAUGUUAAGUCUGACACUCAGAUAUGUGUUGUCUUCACUGAUGGAAAGACUGUCAUGUUUUGCUGGCAGCUCUGAGGUUUUAUUACUAAGAUACAUAACGGUGAUACGUAAUAGACGUGAUGCAGUGGCCGUUUCUAGCGUCAGACUCGUACUGCUUUUUAUUCAUUAUACCAUCCAAAGCAAAUAAACUGCACUUCAUGCUACAUAAAAUGCCAGUGUCAUUUCAUCCAAGUCAGUAAGCUUUUAAUAACCCAGGGUAAAUCUAUGCCUGUACUGGACCUAUGCCGUAUUUUUCUUUCCACGAGAGGGCGCCAAAGGCCAAAAAUGUGUUAACUAGGAAAACUGUAUAUAAAUAAGGACUUCUUAAAGGACUAAUAAACAUGUAGCAUGCACUUCUGUCUAAACUGUGCACUGUGUAUUACAAAUACUGAAAAGUUCCAUCCAUAACACUGAAUCAAAUUAUUAUUAAUGUAUUUCCUGUUUCUGUGAAGGUGGUACAUUGAGCAGUCAAACUUGUUACAGUCGGUGUGUGAACCUAUGUGUUUUGUCUAAACGGGGGCUCAGCAGUCAUCCAGUCAAAUCAAUCAAACCACUGCCAGUCCCUUUCACCCCACACACGCGGGGCGUGGCGCGGUCCCUGCCGGGAGGAGCCGGGGGCUGGCGGGGGGUUCAUUUCUCCCACACACAAAGGAGAGGAAACAAAACAAAGCCAGGAAGCCUGACAUGAACCCGGAGUUCACUGCGUCUACUGUAGCCUGCUCUCAUCCAGAAAACAGAAGCGUUGACUUGCCUGUGCCUGCUUUUUUUUGUUUUUUUUUUACCAGUACCUUCCCUCUCCUCCGCCCUAUUCUGCCGCUGGGAGAGAAGAAAUUAGCACCUCGAAAGUGUACGCGCAUUUUGAGAGAGAUUCUUGGAUUCAUGUGCUGAGUCAGCUGACCCCCCCCCACCCCCCCUCUGUCGUGAUGAACGGGAGUCAAUGCAGCGCGGCGGACAGUCCGGUGGUCGGUGUCCCGUCCUCAGUGGAGGGUCUGCCGCCGCUGCCCAAAGGCCUGAGCGGCAUCCUGAACUCCAGCGGCGGCUCGUGGCGGGACAUCGAGAAGGUACACAGCAAGAGAGCGCGCAUCCAGGCCGACAUCAGCAGGGGAGGCGUGGACGCGCCGCACGUCAACAGCAAGCCUUGCGGACUGGACGCCGCUUUGGCUUUACUGCGGAAAGAGAUGGUGGGUCUGCGCCAGCUUGACAUGUCUCUGCUGUGCCAGCUGUGGUCUCUCCAAGAGGCGAUCCAGGACUACAGGGGCUCCUCGCUUCUGUCUGAGGCCUCUUUAAGUGCUUAUAACGGGGAUUCUGAAGAGGAGGAGGAAGAUGAGGAGGAUAGAGGAGUUCUCUUACAGCCGCCAUCCUCCUUGUCUGUGCCCCAAGCCAUCAGCAACUCCAGGGACCAGUGGAUCAAGGACUCCUUUCAUAUCCCCUGAUAAUACAUACAGUCAUAUGCACCAUGCUGCAGCAACGUGAUUAUAGUGUCCAAAAUUGGAUAUCUAUUUCUUGACUUUUUAGCCCAUGUGCUCUAGUUUAUAUUCUAUUUUUCUCUCAUCCGUAUUUAUUCUUUCAGCACAACUUCUUACUGGUUAUCUUUUGAUUUGAACACUUAAAUGCAAAAUCAGUGCCCGGUUUAUAAAAGUCAUCUUUCAUUUGCUUGACAUUUGAGGUUUGAAGAAGAUUACAAGAUUUCAUAUGUGGCCUUUUCAGAAGCAACCAUUUUUAUUUUCAAGUCUUUGCUCCACUGGAUCUUUUUGUUGUUCUACUUGGGUUUUUUUUUUUUACACUCCAGCUAUGUAAUGGUUGGCAGAGGAUGUAAAGUAAGUAGUUAAACUCUACCUGUUGAUAUAUAGUUUUGUGGUAUGUCAAAGGACAGAAAAUCAUUUGCUCUUAAUACAAGCUGUUAACUGUGUGCUCAUUACCAUCUAAACUUAUUUCUCUGUGCAGCAGAGAUGGUUUAAAAAAUCUAGUUCUUAGUAUUAGAACAAAAGUACCCACUGCCACAAACCUGUACUAAUCUAUAUGUGUAUACUUGAAUUAAAGGCAAUAGAAGGAUUCUACUGCAGAGCAUGACCAACAGGGGGCACACUGUUUCCAGUGGAGCGCUCCCUCCUUCACCCCUUAAGACCGCCUUCUCCUCUGCGGUCCUGUUUGAAGCAGUCCAGUGGGGGAAAACCAUUUGCUGUGGAGGUAGCAGGAAUGAAGGGGGUCGACUAGUGUGUGGACAGUCUCAUGCUGUUCUCUAUUUAUAAUGAACACAUGUUGGGGUUAUUGUUAGAAUCUCUCUGGCGGUCUAGCAGAGAUAAACUGCAUGUGUUUGUUAGCUCUUCAUUUAAUGAUCAUGUUUUUGUGAAUUUGUAUUUAUAAGUGACAGACAGUUUUAUACAUGUCUUCUCUGCCUCGCUUUUCUUUUCUUUGUUGUCAUCUUUUGUAUAUGGCUGUUAUUAUCACACCACACUGUUACUUCGGGUAGGGCAAUUGUGCACUACAGUGAGUGAUUAUUAAAAUAAGUAGAGGUUAGACUGGAGGUAAGCACUGUUGGUGCCAUCAGGCAUAGCUGGGAAAGCCAAUGAUGUGUUUAAGGGCGGAGGUUGCAAUAGAGUUUACUGAGGUCUGGAAUACAGAAAAAUAAUGAUUCAGAUGUAAAUAUUUACUCAUAACCAAUGUUGUAACUAAUCAUUUAUUGUCUGAAGACCAUACAGUAAAGACUCUGCAACCGACAGCCAACUUUUUUAAGUUUCCUGUGUAACCAGCGAUUAGCAAGGAAAGACUUUCAGCCACUCAUUUGUUUUCUGCUUUCACUCUUCAGCCUGACAAGCGACUUAAGAAACCUAGAAUGGAACAGGAGUUGAGUGAUUCUUAUUAAAGCAGACUGCCAGCUGAACUUGAAUGAAGAUAUCUGUUUAUUAAAUUAAAUACAACUCAGUCGCUGAC
Molecule: messenger RNA, 3103 nt
Organism: Labrus mixtus (cuckoo wrasse)
Lineage: Eukaryota; Metazoa; Chordata; Actinopteri; Labriformes; Labridae
Gene: fam89b
Product: family with sequence similarity 89 member B
Exons: 2
Coding region: 1096-1605 (169 amino acids)
Source: RefSeq, a predicted model, not a curated record